Paramisgurnus dabryanus is the source of this 1522-nucleotide messenger RNA. RefSeq names its product serine incorporator 3 (gene serinc3). Gene Ontology annotation, cellular component: membrane. The record is from RefSeq and is a predicted model, not a curated record. Lineage: Eukaryota; Metazoa; Chordata; Actinopteri; Cypriniformes; Cobitidae.
AUGUUGCAGGAACUUGAGUUAACUGCCCAUAUCUGCUAUCAGCUGCCAGUCCUGGAACUUGUUGUCUCGUUUGCAGUUCUCUGCUUGUGCUCUCCUCCUUCAUGGAUGCCUUGCCUUUGCAAGAGCGCAACAUGUCUAUUGUGCAGAUGCUUCCCGCAGAUCAGGAACUCCAUUGUAACCCGAAUUAUGUAUGCCUUCCUCUUACUGCUUGGCACCAUCAUUGCUUGUGUUAUGUUGUCACCUGGGUUUGAGCAGCAACUCAAAAGAAUACCUGGAUUUUGUAAGGGAGGAUCAGGGUCCAUUACCCCCGGAAUGGAGGCUACUGUCCAGUGUGAGAUUUUCAUUGGGUAUAAGGCUGUGUAUCGCAUUUGUUGUGGCAUGAGCUUGUUUUUCUUCACUUUCUCUCUGCUCAUGAUCAACGUGAGAAACAGCCAAGAUUUCAGAGCUGCAAUACAAAAUGGCUUCUGGUGUUUAAAAAUUGGAACCAUGGUUGCAGUAAUUGUUGGUGCCUUCUACAUUCCAGAGGAGCCUUUCACCCGAAUGUGGUUUAUUGUUGGAACUUGCGGGGCCUUUUGCUUUAUUCUAAUCCAGCUGGUUCUUCUCAUUGACUUUGCCCACUCAUGGAAUGAGUCCUGGGUUGAUAAAAUGGAGAAAGAAAAUACAAAAUAUUGGUAUAUAGCUUUGUUAUCAGUUAUGGUCCUCAACUACACACUGUCAUGUACGGCUGCAGUUCUUUUCUAUUGCAUCUACACGCAGGCGGAGGGAUGUGUUCUCAACAAAUUCAUUAUUACCUUCAACUUGUUAUUAUGUGUCAUGGCUUCUGCUCUGUCAGUACUGCCCAAAGUGCAGGAAUACCAGCCUAGAUCUGGUCUUCUUCAGUCAUCCAUCAUGACUUUGUACACCAUGUACCUUACCUGGUCAGCCAUGACCAGUGAGCCUGAACACGCAUGCAACCCAAGUCUGUUCAGCAUCUUCAAGCAGAGCACCUCAUUCACAGUUUCCUCAGCAGAGAUUGAAAACCAGACUGUUGUAAUCAUUGUAGACACAGAGGAAACUGUGCAGUCAGCCCCUUACCUGAAGUGGUGGGAUGCUCAAAGCAUCGUCGGUCUGGCUAUUUCUAUUCUCUGCAUUUUGUAUUCCAGUAUACGAUCUUCCAACACCAGUCAAGUUAAUAAACUAACCUUAGCUGCUAAAGACACCACCAUACUAGAAGAAAUCUCCACAAGUCCUGAGAGAGCAGAAGAAGUCUUGACAGAAAAGCAUGUGAAGGACAAUAAAAGAGACAUACUUCAAUACAGUUACGCCUUCUUUCACUUCAUGCUGUUCCUGGCAUCACUCUACAUCAUGAUGACUCUAACAAACUGGUACAGUCCUGAUGCAGACUCCAAUGCAGUAACAAGCAAGUGGCCGGUGGUUUGGGUAAAAAUCUCAUCCAGUUGGGUCUGUCUCAUGUUGUACACCUGGUCUCUAGUUGCUCCUAUGAUACUCACCAACAGAGACUUCACAUAGUUGUUAAUUUUAU